Electrophorus electricus (electric eel) is the source of this 4528-nucleotide messenger RNA. RefSeq names its product coiled-coil domain containing 92Ba (gene ccdc92ba). NCBI's taxonomy places the organism in Eukaryota, Metazoa, Chordata, Actinopteri, Gymnotiformes, Gymnotidae. The record is from RefSeq and is a predicted model, not a curated record.
UCAUCAGUAUGUACAUGUGGAUUUAUUAGAGUCAAAGCUACAUGUGGACAUUCUCAAGAUGAUAAUUGUAAUAUUGUGAGCGUAGGUACUUUUGGUCUGUGGUGAGCAAUUUACUUUGAAUUUUUUAUUUGACUUUAAGAAGGUAUUGAGUAUUCAAGUGAGAAUGUGCUGUGAUUGGUAAUGUUGUGAAUGAAAGGUCAUUGCCAGUUUCCAAAGCCAUAGAUGAUAAAAUUGUUUACUUGUAUGUGUGAUUGGGGGGGAAAAAAAUAAUUAGCAUAUCAUUAGUCAGCACAACACCAUCUGGCCAGAAAACUACAUGAUGAAGGUGUUGCUUUCGUUUUUCUGCAUAAGUCUGAAAUGUAAUAUGAUUAUUUUAAAAUGAUAAAUAACAAUUUUAUUUUUUGGUUUAUAUUCUUUUUAAUCAAUGCAAGACCAAUUUGUAUUUUUAAUUUUCUUUUGCUCCUCACUGUAAGAUGUGGCAAAAACAUGUUAUUAACCAUGGCCUUUUAACUAGUCAUUUCGGCAUGUUAAAAAGAAACAAAUGCAAAAGAUUGUGUGAAGAUAAAUUAUUCCUAUAGUUUUAUAUAUUUGCCUUAUGAAUAUACAGUGGUAAAAACCUAGCUAAAAUUAAUGUCAUAACCAGGAUCGACAUUUUUAAGGUACAUGCAUACGUAAAAAUCUCCGAGUGUACGGAGGUACUCUACAAAUCACUUUCUGUUCCCUUGUUUUUCCCAUGAUGCCAUUUUUCAACCUCCUUUUUCUAUUGCAACAUCUGAACACGGACUAGAUUAUAUACUCCUAGUUAUAUUUUGCAUCCACUUUAUUCAUUUUCCAUCACUCCAUUCUACCAUAAACUCCCUUUUCCACAGUGGCUUUCGCUUUAACUAAUUAAAUGCGUUAUUUAACAUUUUUAGAUUUUCAACGGGAAGUUUUUAAUCUGAAACCUAGGCUAGGAUUUACUAUACUAGUUUACUCUAAUUUAAUACGGGAUGUCUACGUCGACCUGUGCUGGAAAUAUGAAGUCCCUGAAGAAAUGCUCCUAUAAUAAACGCAUAACGGUUCUCUAGCUGCUAACCAAACGCUUGAAAGGACGUUGACAAUUUUAGUUUAGGAACAUGGGCUCACGGAGCAACACGAAACAGAAAAUGGCCUUAACCACCUUCGCUUUUACGUGAAUUAGCGGCGUCUGGCGACGGUGGUUUUGUGCGUGUGUUCUCCCGGUACGCGCGUGCUGAUGGCGAAAGGAGAGCGCCGCGUCCUCCAAUCAGAUUGACCGGUGUCAUCGCGUGCUCCGGUCACGGCGCCGUGUCGGUAUGUGUAGACAACGUUAGAUGCAACGGAAGACUGGGAGAUGGACAGGGAACUGCGUCUAGUAAAAAUUGUUAAAAAAAAAAGGAUAAUUUUUAAUCGACUGUGACUUUAUUAAUAAAGGGGAAAAUCAUACAGUAUGUUAGACGUCGUAGCAUUUGCUUGUCUCCUUCAAUUUUAACCUCCGUUAACAUCUCGUGGCAACGACGACUUAAUUCUUCUCUGGAUAUCGAUCGAGUCGACAAGAUGUCACCGGCGCAGAAGAUCAGGCUUUACCCACUCUGUCAACGGAACGUGUCGUGCAGCAGAGUUUCGGCAGCCGCGUCCGUCCCUCACGGUGGCUCGAGUCCUCGGUGAAAGCUUUGUUUUCUUCGUUAGGACCGCAGGGCAGCGGACGGUAAUGGAGAGCGCGAGGUCACAUGUGGUACUGGACAGAAGCGCGCUGGCCCAGCAGGUGGAGAGUGUGGAGCGGAGCAUCAUUUUUCUGCGGCAGGAGCAGCUGACCCUGCUGCAUGGUUUACACCUGGAGAUCCUGUCCCUGCAGAAGCGCUGCACCGAAUUGACCCACGAGUUGAACGUGAAGCCUCCUGGUAAGACUGAAGCAGAGGUGCGAGAGGAAGAGGAGCAGCUGGAGGCGUGCUGCCGCAAUGUGGAGGGCAGGCUGCAGCAGCAGCAACGCUCACACCACGAGCUCCGCCAGGAGAUUGGCCACAAGGGGGCGCUGGUGGGCGCAUUGCGGUCCAGCCUGAAGGAGAAAGAGCGCCACUUCCUGGAGGAGCUCAAGAGACGCAGCCACAGGACCGCCAUGCUGAACGGCGAGCUGCAGAAGCAGACCGAGGCGGCUGCCCACCUGUCCUUCCAGCUGCACACGGCCAAGCAGAAGCUUCAGCACCAACAGCGCAGGAGGCAGGCGGCGGCAGGCGCCGACAAGCCCCUUCCCUGUGCCUCGUCCCAGCCCCCCGCCUAUGGUGGCAGCCCACCUGCUGUCAAGCCCAAGCGACGUGGUGGUGCCGGGCUGUCCUCAUGCCUCCGUGCAGAGCGGGCCAGAGAGUGUGUGCCCCGCGAGAGGGUCACGGGCCCUGAGGAACCCACGGCUAUGCCCGACCCAGCGGUCUUCCUUUACCCCUGUAGACCGGCGGCCUGGCCACGUCACGCUCACAGACGAGUGCCGCAGGGGGCCGAUGGAGGGGAGGGGCCACACAAGCCAGACCAGGGGGACCCGGCUGGGCGGCUGGUGGCGGCCUCGCCCAUAGCUACGGCUGCUGCCACUGAGGGCAAGGCAGAGUGACUCCUGCUUUAGCCUCUCCCAUAUAAACUCCUUGCUUCUUUCAGCACUGUUCGCCUGACAGAGUGCAUGGACUGGAAAAAAGAAAGAAUUUCUCCAUCUCUGACAGUGGCAGAUACAUCUUUCUAUAUUUGCCAUUUUGCCAAUUUCACUGAAUUUACACGUAUUGUAUUAAUUCAUAGAAAUGUUUUUGUUGUUGUUCUUUUGCACAAAGUAUAGUGCAUUUGUAUUAUUGGCCAGUGUACUAGCCACAGUGCCCAGUACUGCAGUGUAGUUUCACCUGUUCUUAGGAAGGACAGCCAUAGGGCAACUUAUACUUGUCCAUAUGGUAGAGUGCUUGUGUCUGUUUUUUUUUUCUCACUUAUUGAGUGCUUAUUGGAUGCACUUGUUUGUCAGGAUUACUGUAUAUCCUUGUCACUUCUCUCUUAUUGCUCUUCAGACACUUUCACCGAGAGUGCUGCAUUGCAGUUCAAGCCGAUUUAAUUACCGCAAUUUCACUUUUCCCCUCAUAAAUAUAAACCAGCAGUUUCAUCAGUACAACAUGGCACACCAGUAGUGAACUCAGAGCUAUGUAUUGUAGUGCAGGGUGUGGUGCCUAAGAAGACUGUGGUAAGAUCGUGUGCGUUUGCUGAUAGUGAAGCGGCUGGUGGUAAAUGAAGUGAGGAAUCUUGUUGUAAAUGUGGUAGGAAUCAUUGAUGUGGAAUGUAAAGUCUGAUUGCUAGGUUAAAUGACUAUGAAGACAAGACUACCUUUCUUAAUCACUGACAGAACCCUCUAGGUAGCUCUGAUAUUGAAAGUAAAACAUUUGUCCCAGCAUACUUUGUCAUUUAUGAGUACAGCAUUUUAUAAACUUAAUCUUAUGAUGCCUUUGAUUUGACUUGUUCAGGGACUGUUCCUUUCACAACCACUGCGUGGCUCUAUUGUACAAUUUAUGCUCCCGCAAGAUGUUAUGCCCACAUAACAUCAAAUGGUAUUUAACAAUAUACUUCUUGUGCUAGUCUAGCGAUAUUUAUAACGUUCCAUAAUGUCUUGGGUCAAGUGGAUAAUAGUAUUGCUUAGAUGACCACGGCUCUGAAAGCAGCUCACAAAAGCAACCUCACUAAGGCUGGCUUUCCAGAAACAGACAAAGCAAGGUCUUAUUGAGAAACCCCACACAUCGUCUAAUUUGGUGGAAGACUUGGCUUAAUCUGUCUAUGGACAACCAGUCUCUGGAGUAGAGAAUGUGCUACUGAAUGCAUUCAGUUAAAGCAUAACUAAAUCCUAAUGAUGUUAUUGUUGCCUCCUUCAGGGCUUUGUUCUAGAUUUUAGAUGUGCAUGAAAUACACAUCUGCAGUUAUAACAAAUCUUUGUACUGCAACAGUGCCGACUGUCCUGUUCCUGUAUACUACAUAACAGUAUCACUCAUCACGAUAUUUGGUAAAUGAAAAAUGAAAUUUUUGGGGGGGAUAUUUUACUGAAAUGUAAAGUACUUUUAAAUCUAGCUACUACUGUGAUUAGCCUUCCAUGGAUUGUAGUGAGAUGCAAUACUGCCCCAAGUGGCAAUGUAAUGUCCUCAGUGCUUAAUCCACUUUUCAACAUGUUCCUUUGCCCAUUUAUACAAGAUUUUAAAAAUGGCUUAAACACAAAGAUGGUCAGCCUUGAAGUAAUUUAGUUUGAUAGGUUUUUUUUUUUGUUGUUGCUAAGUUAAGAAAGAAAAUGUCUGAGUGAAAAAUCACUGUCUUCCCUUUUCAGAGUGAUAGACAUUUUUUGACUGUCACAUAAUAUAUAAAUGUUUUGUUGUGUCUUAAUAGCAGUGACAGGUGACUAAUGAACUGUGCUUACAACCAAAUUGUUUUAUAAAGUCUUAAAACCACAUACAUGAUACUGUUCAUCAAAAUUAUGCAAUAAUGCACUACAUUCUCCAGAACACAUAAUUAAAUAGUUCUUAUCCUUAAA